This is a messenger RNA of Lactuca sativa (garden lettuce), 750 nucleotides long. Its product is annotated as GDSL esterase/lipase At1g06990. The record is from RefSeq and is a predicted model, not a curated record. Gene Ontology annotation, molecular function: hydrolase activity, acting on ester bonds. Lineage: Eukaryota; Viridiplantae; Streptophyta; Magnoliopsida; Asterales; Asteraceae.
UGUAACUCUAUCUCGCUGCCACCAUCAGACACUAUUAACUGCAAGCCCUAACCUUAGAGUGUCCUAUCCAUCACUAAUUCUAUGGCUUUCGUCGUGUUCAUCUUCGCCUUACUUCUCAAAGUCUCCACCGCCCUUUCCAGUCAGGACAUAAACCAUCUAUUCUCUACCGUCCUCAUUUUUGGCGAUUCCACUGCAGAUUCUGGCAACAACAAUUACAUAAAUACCCCAUUGAAAGCCGACCAUCCCCCAUACGGGGAAGACUUUCCUGGAAAAAUCCCCACCGGCCGAUUUUCAAACGGAAAACUGGUGUCAGACUUUUGGGCGUCUCUGCUAGGAAUAAAACAAACCGUUCCUCCGUUCCUACAGCUUAAUAUCUCCGAUUUUGAUAUCCGCACCGGAGUGAACUUCACUUUUGUCGGAUCGGGCUACAAUGACAUGACGGCUCAGAUUUCACAGGUGAUUACUGUGACGAAGCAAUUAUAUUGCUUUAAGGAGUAUAUAAAGAGAUUGAAGAAAGUUGUGGGGAUCAAAGUUGAGGGGGCGUUGGUGUCAAUUAGUGUCGGAACAAAUGAUUUCAUGAUUAGCUACUACGAUCUGCCUUCUAGAGGAGACGAUUUCUCCAUGGACGAUUACCAGGAUUAUAUAUUGAAGAAGCUUCAGAAUUUCGUCAAUGAGUUGUACAAGCACGGAUGUCAAACAAUGGUGGUUUCAGGGCUACCUCUGAUGGAGAGGUCGACUAGAUUUGGGUAA